UCAGUUCCUAUAAGUCUUAACAUGGUCCAGCCAAAAACCAAAAACUCAAAAUACUUCCCUGCAGUCACCCUUAUCGCUCCCAUUGACCACCAUAUAAAAGACGAGAAAAUUGAGUCAAUGUGUCAAAAUAUUAUUGAGGAUUUGUCUACUUAUGGAGUAUGUGUUCUAGAUAAAUUUUUAGGUGAUGAGGAAGGCAGCCAAAUUUUGGCGGAGGUAUUAAAUAUUAAAGAAAAAGGAGCACUUAGAGAUGGUCAGUUGGUGUCAACCAAAGGUAAAGGAAAAGAGGAGUUAAAAACAAUUAGAAGUGAUCAAAUUUGUUGGGUGCAUGGGAAGGAAAAAGAGUGUGAACAUAUUGGAUAUUUAAUUGGAAGGGUGGAUGCAUUAAUUACUAGGGCAAAUAGAAUGGUAAACAAUGGAAAAUUAGGACAAUAUAAUAUAACUGGAAGGACGAAAGCAAUGGUGGCUUGUUAUCCCGGGUCUGGCACUCAUUACGUGAAACACGUCGAUAAUCCAAAUAGGGAUGGACGGUGCAUUACAGCUAUUUACUAUCUCAAUAUGGAUUGGAAUGUGGAACGAUCUGGAGGUUUACUGAGGAUAUUUCCUGAAGGCUUUCCUAUAGUAAGUGGCACUUUUAUUUUAGUUUUCUUCUGCGCCACUAGUGUUAUUUUAAAAUCGACAUUGCAUAUUACACAUACCAUUACUUAUUCUUUUUGGGGGUUGGUAGCUUGGUAGAAAGAGCUAAUUGAC
Messenger RNA from Anthonomus grandis grandis, 747 nucleotides. RefSeq names its product egl nine homolog 1-like. The record is from RefSeq and is a predicted model, not a curated record. Gene Ontology annotation, biological process: cellular response to hypoxia; peptidyl-proline hydroxylation to 4-hydroxy-L-proline. The transcript has 2 exons. Lineage: Eukaryota; Metazoa; Arthropoda; Insecta; Coleoptera; Curculionidae. Bases 22 to 732 code for a protein of 236 amino acids. Gene Ontology annotation, cellular component: cytoplasm; nucleus. Gene Ontology annotation, molecular function: peptidyl-proline 4-dioxygenase activity; ferrous iron binding; L-ascorbic acid binding.